CGUAUUCCAGUGCAAAGCAGAGUGAGAUGAAGAGUUGCUCCGCGGGGCAGCGGGAGCGCCGUCUGGUGUCAGGCGCGGCGCAUAAGCGGAUUUAUGGACGGCAGUUGUUGAGCGGCUGUCAGACGUGUGUGAGGAGCUCCACCGCUGCUCCACUGACGAGCUUCAUUUAAACACCGGAACCUCGCAAACCUCGCCACAAACGCGAUUAAUGGUAAAAAAAACAACAACACAACAUCAUUGGUGCAGUCCUUGGCUUCAAUAGCUUGCAGAUGGUGGGUGAGCAGUAUGAGAGCAGCACAGAGGGCAGUGGCAUGCCCAGGCCCGUGCCCGAGCACAUCUACAAGGUCGGCAUCUAUGGCUGGCGGAAGCGCUGCCUCUACCUGUUUGUGCUGCUGCUUAUUAUCAUCCUGGUGGUCAACCUGGCCCUCACCAUUUGGAUCUUCAGGGUCAUGUGGUUCAACUCGGAAGGAAUGGGCCUCCUGCAAGUCCACUCGGAAGGCGUGAAAUUGGACGAGGGUGAAUCCGAGUUUCUCUUGCCCCUCUACGCAGAGGAGAUCCACUCCAGAGAAGACUCUCCACUCCUUAUACACUCGGAUACAGAAAAGGUUUACCUCAAUGCCCGCGAUGGAAAUGGUGAUGUCACAGGGAGGAUGUCUGUGGGUCCAAAGCAGACUGAAGGAGAUACACCAAACAUGCUCAUCAGCUCCGCUAGCGACAACAUGCUGUUCUCUGCAGAUGGCAACCAGGCUGUGAAUGGACCAGACAAACUGCGUAUCACAGGUCCUGAAGGAGCACUGUUCCAACAUUCAGUGGAGGUUCCCCUUCUCAAGUCAGAGCUCUUCAAAGACCUGAGGUUGGAAUCUCCCACUCGUUCACUCACAAUGGACGCUCCAAAGGGAGUUCAUUUAAAAGCCUUGGCUGGGAACAUUGAAGUGGCUUCCAAUAUGGACGUUAUCCUGCAAUCCAGCGUGGGACUGUUGGUGCUGGACGCCGAGACAGUGCGCAUGACCAAUCUGCCCCAGAGUCAAGGAGGAGUUUCCGGUAAUGCAGAGGGUCUUUUUGAAGUGUGCGUGUGUCCCAGUGGAAAGCUCUUCCUGUCCAAGGCCGGCGUCACCUCCACUUGCAGUGAUAACCAGGAGUGCUAAGAUGUUGCUCAGAGUCCGACCAGCAGAGGGCGUUGUGCUUGCAGGAAGACGUCCUACGCACACGGGCGCACACGCACGCACACGCACGCGCGCGCUCACACACACACGCAUGCACACACACACGCACACACACACAAAGUAUCACACAAGUAUCAUGGCUGGGCAAAUGAGGAGCUGCUUUACAGCUUACAUCCUAUGCAAUAUCAUAUCUUGUGGUGCAAUACAAAGUGGCACAUGUAAAGGGCUUGGAGUGGUGUGAGAAAAAAAACAAGAUACAGGCUUGUAUCAUAUUAGUAUUAUUAUUGCAUGGAUUUUGAUGCGAUAUUCUUUGUGUUUUGGUUUGAUAAUUAGCAUGUUUACUUGAUAGUGGAAAAAUGAGGGGAAAUGAUGAUGUACUGGCUUCAUUAGGCAUAUCUACUCAAUCUAAAAAGGUUCAAUAUAAUAGGUGUACUAAAAGAGUUGCCUUUUAAAUGAUAUAUUACAUAGCUUUGAUUUAUAUUUCACAUUUGCAUUGAUUUGACAUUAUUAUUUAAAAGUUUAUUAAAACAAAAAACAAGAGCUAUAAGCAGCAUAGUUGCCUACCACUGAAAAAUACAACCGCAGUAAUAUAUAUAUGUAUAUAUAGAAAUAAUAAAUAUAUAUUAACCAUAUAUUAUAUAUUAAUAUAUUAUAGUAACCUCUCUGGCAUUAUUAUCUUUCUAAAGGAUUGAUUUUUGAUACAGCACGCAUUUUGGACCUGAUUAGAUUUGUAAGUGUACCUAAUAUUGCCCUUGGCUUUAUAAAUAUAACAUCUGUUUCAGAUGCUAGGUAACAAAUAUUUUAAAUUGGUUACAAGGUGGAUAUUUUGAUAACAUAUUUACAUCUAGUUGGAAUUGUGUUAAUUUUGAACAGAAGACAAUGAAAAAUAUCCAACAAUAAAGUUGUUUGUGUUGUAA
Molecule: messenger RNA, 2080 nt
Organism: Syngnathus typhle (broad-nosed pipefish)
Lineage: Eukaryota; Metazoa; Chordata; Actinopteri; Syngnathiformes; Syngnathidae
Gene: sgcg
Product: sarcoglycan, gamma
Exons: 10
Coding region: 270-1145 (291 amino acids)
Biological process (GO): heart contraction; cardiac muscle tissue development
Cellular component (GO): sarcolemma; sarcoglycan complex
Source: RefSeq, a predicted model, not a curated record